UUCCACGGCACUGGAGAAAUGGAUCAAACAACAGGGUGCUUGUAAAGAACGGUAUGACGCUCAUAAUUUGCUCUCACGAGGACUCUCGGGCCUUGAUUUCCUCCUUUCAGACUAGUCUUCGGGCUCUUUCCUUAUCUUAAAUGUGAGGCUUUUGAUAAAAGUAUGCGGCCCCAGCCUCUCAGAUCUGGUCCCUCCCGUGUCACGAUGAUGACGGUAGGAAGACUGUGACACCUCCCGUGUUCAUACUUUAGAACCGCUCCACCUCGAAACCAUGGUGUUGUUAGCUGGACGAACCACUGAUGAUUAUGCUACUCCUACCGGAACUCGUUCUAUGUUUCUGAUAUCAUUGGUUCGACUUGGCCAACCUCGAUGCAGAAGCUGAGAUGGUGGCGAGAGUUGUUGAAGUUGCCAAUCGUCGCUUGAUGGAUUCCCCUCAACAAGCAAGCGCCACCGAUGGAGAGGGGCAAAAGAAAUCGGGUUCGUCUGCGAUGCAGAUUAUGGUGUCAAUUCUCGUAGUCGUUAUAUUUGGCACUUUAUUAUACUGCAUAUACUGCUGGAGGUGGAGGAGACGCAACGCUGUGAGACGAGCUCAGGUGGAGAAUCUACGGCACAUAUCGAGCUCCGACUUGUCUGUCAUGGAUCUAUCCACAAUACAAGCAGCAACAAAUAACUUCUCCAAGGACAAUAAACUGGGAGAAGGCGGAUUUGGCCCGGUUUACAGAGGAGUGCUCUUCGGUGGACAGGAAGUCGCUGUUAAGAGGCUGUCGACGAAAUCCAGGCAAGGCAAUGCAGAGUUCAAGAAUGAGGUGGAGCUAAUUGCUAAGCUUCAGCACAGGAAUCUUGUGAGAUUGUUGGGGUGCUGUGUGUCGAGGGAUGAGAAGCUACUCAUCUAUGAAUACCUUCCUAAUAGAAGUCUUGAUGCCUUUCUAUUUGAUCCAAACCGGCGGCCUCAGUUGGAUUGGCGAAGGCGAUUUCUCAUAAUCGUAGGAGUGGCGAGGGGCCUGCUCUACCUCCACGAGGACUCCUUACUCAAGGUCAUCCACAGGGACCUGAAAGCCAGCAACGUUUUGUUGGACAACAAAAUGAAUCCCAAGAUCUCAGACUUCGGCAUGGCGAAGAUCUUCGAGGAGGAAGACUACGAAGUCAACACUGGCAGAGUCGUGGGAACCUAUGGUUACAUGGCUCCGGAGUACGCAAUGGAAGGCACCUUCUCGUUCAAGUCUGACGUCUUCAGCUAUGGUGUUCUCCUGCUGGAGAUCCUGAAUGGGCAAAGAAACGGGGCAUCGCAUGUUCUGCAACGCGGCCAAACCCUUCUCAGACAUGCAUGGGAGCUGUGGGAGAAGGACAGAGCCUCCGAGUUCGUGGAUCCGUCGCUCGGAGACUGUUACCCUACGAACGAAGCACGCCGGUGUUUCCAGGUUGGGUUGCUGUGCGUGCAGGAGAGCCCAGACGACAGACCCACCAUGUCGUCGGUGCUGCUGAUGUUGAAGAGUGAGCAGAUGCCUCUCCCGCUGCCAAAUGAACCCCCGUCGUUCGCAAGGUUGAGGACGGACGGACUCAAGUCAUCGGCUACCAAGUCUGAUUCAACGCGAACGCAUUCUGUGAACGAGGUUACUAUCACGGUGAUCGAUCCACGGUAGUGCCUGCAGAUUCACUCUGGCAGGAAGUUUGUGGUGCUGAACAUUUUCUGAGGCAAAAAUUAAUGUUUUGUUGCAAAUGACCUUUCUACAUAUUUCAGGAGAAAGCAGCAGUAUGUAUUAUACAUAUAAUGCACUUGUCAUUGGAUCCGAG
Musa acuminata subsp. malaccensis (wild Malaysian banana) is the source of this 1791-nucleotide messenger RNA. Its product is annotated as cysteine-rich receptor-like protein kinase 44. Lineage: Eukaryota; Viridiplantae; Streptophyta; Magnoliopsida; Zingiberales; Musaceae. Gene Ontology annotation, cellular component: plasma membrane. Gene Ontology annotation, biological process: protein phosphorylation. The record is from RefSeq and is a predicted model, not a curated record. Gene Ontology annotation, molecular function: protein serine/threonine kinase activity; ATP binding.